Molecule: messenger RNA, 1224 nt
Organism: Prunus armeniaca (apricot)
Lineage: Eukaryota; Viridiplantae; Streptophyta; Magnoliopsida; Rosales; Rosaceae
Source: the annotation of a GenBank genome assembly
AUGAGGCUGAACCCAACGAAGUGCGCCUUCGGUGUAUCUUCUGGUAAAUUUCUCGGAUUUAUGAUCAGCCAAAGGGGAAUCGAAGCUAAUCCCGAGAAAAUCAAAGCCAUAAUCGACAUGGAAACCCCGAAGACACAGAAGGACAUUCAAAGCCUUACCGGACGUGUCGCUGCCCUGUCACGCUUCAUCUCCAAGGCUACCGACAAGUGCGUGCCGUUCUUCAAAGCUUUGAAAGGGGGCAAACAUCAUAUCGCAUGGACUCCCGAAUGCGACCAGGCAUUUCAAAACUUGAAGAACUACAUGAGCCAGGCACCGCUAUUAUCAAAACCACUCCCAGGAGAAGUCCUCAUCCUAUACCUCUCGGUACUCCAAAAGCCAGAAACGUUGGGCCGAUUGGUCAAAUGGGCAAUCGAGUUGGGAGAAUUUGACAUACAGUUCAAACCAAGGCAUGCAGAAAAAGGUCAGACUGUCGCCGACUUCAUCUCCGAGCUCACACCUCAUGCACUAUCGGAAAAAUCCUUUCCGAACGCUAUCCUCACUGCACCAGAGAGAAUGGAUGCUGAGCGCUUUGACACUUCCGUUCCUCUCUGGAUUCUGCACGUGGAUGGCUCGGCAAACCAGCAAGGUUGUGGUGCCGGCUUAGUGUUAACCACUCCGGACGGUGGCAAAGUCGAAUAUGCCCUUCGAUUUAACUUCCGGACCUCCAAUAACGAGACAGAGUAUGAGGCUCUCUUGGCCGGCCUUCGGCUAGCCAAGAGCAUGAGCGCGAAGCAAAUCAGCAUUCACAGUGACUCCCAGCUCAUUAUGAAUCAGAUAACGGCAGACUUUGCAGCUAAGGAUGCCUCUAUGUCAGCUUACCUAUCGGCAGCUCACCAAUUACUGGAAAAAUUUCAGGCCUACGAGAUACGACAGAUCCCGAGGUCAGAAAACAGCCAUGCCGAUGCGCUCUCGCGUUUGGCUUCGGCAAUAAAUGACAAGAUCAGAAGAAAGGUACCGGUGGAGAUAUUAUCCCAGCCAAGCAUGACAGCUGCUGAGGUGUGUACCGUACGGUACGAGGACACAUGGAUGUCUCCGAUCUAUGCUUUCCUGACAACCGGAGUCCUUCCGACCGAUAAAUCCCAGGCUCGGAAACUCCGGUACCAAUCGGCAAGAUACACGGUCAUCGACGAUGUUCUGUACAAGCGGGCCUACACCACGCCGUACCUAAAAUGCCUUACCAAAUAG